GGCAUCUAUUUCUUCCCCUGGAAUUUGAUGCGUGAAGUGUCUCUGACGUAAUCCGUAACUCGCAGUUGCAGAUAGUGUCUAUGUAUAUAAGCCGAACAAAGCCUCCAUUUUGUUUCUGCGAGUGCUUUGACGCUAAGGCUCCUCUCAAACUCGAAGAAACCGUUUCACAUUUCAUCAUCUUCAUCACCCACUAAUCCACUUCUUCUCACAAUGGCCGAAAAUGGUUCACUCUCUGAAUUCCUGGAAACUGCUGUUGAAGCAGCCAAGAGAGCUGGCGAGAUUAUCUGCAAGGGAUUUUACCAGACCAAGCAUGUCGAGCACAAAGGCCAGGUUGAUUUAGUCACAGAAACUGAUAAGGCUUGUGAAGAUCUCAUUUUUAAUCAUCUCAGACACUGUUACCCUACACAUAAGUUAAUUGGGGAAGAAACUACUGCUGCCUAUGGUAUUACAGAGCUGACUGAUGAACCCACGUGGAUAGUUGAUCCUCUUGAUGGAACAACCAACUUCGUGCAUGGGUUUCCCCUUGUCUGCAUUUCUAUUGGUCUUACAAUUGGAAAGGUUCCUACUGUAGGUGUUGUUUACAAUCCAAUUUUAAAUGAGCUUUUUACUGGCGUCCUUGGAAAAGGUGCUUUUCUUAAUGGCAACCCUAUAAAAGUAUCAUCACAAACGGAGCUUGUGAAGUCUCUUCUUGCAACAGAGGUUGGAACAAAACGUGAUAAGGCUACCGUGGAUGCCACUACAAACAGAAUUAAUAGCUUGCUUUUCAAGGUGAGAUCCCUUAGGAUGAGUGGUUCCUGCGCACUGAAUCUAUGUGGAAUUGCAUGCGGAAGACUUGAUUUAUUUUAUGAAACUGGAUUUGGGGGUCCAUGGGAUGUAGCAGGUGGUGCCGUGAUUGUCAAAGAAGCUGGAGGACUUGUUUAUGACCCAUCUGGUAAAGAUUUUGACAUCACAUCUCAGAGAGUGGCAGCUUCAAACCCUCUCCUGAAGGAUGCAUUUGUUGAGGCUCUGCAGCAAUCAGAAUGAGAAGGCAACCAUUUUUUUAUAAAAAUUACAAAUUAGUUGCUGUUUAAUAAUUCAGUUCUUAGUCUUCUAAACAACUUCUAGCGGUGUCCUCGUUGGUUUUUAUUAUGAUAGUUUAGAAGGGCAGCUAGCUGAUAUUUGUAAUGAUUCUGCCAAAUGGCUUGUGCCAUUUUAGCAAUGCCAAAUUAUUUGUAGAAUCAAAGUUGGUAAAAAAAAACAGUCUGUUGUACUUGAAAUAAAACAAAGGGGUCUUAAAUGUGUUUUUUAACUUGUUACAUUGAAGAUUUUUAAAGGGAAUGUAAAGUUUUGAA
Molecule: messenger RNA, 1331 nt
Organism: Hevea brasiliensis (rubber tree)
Lineage: Eukaryota; Viridiplantae; Streptophyta; Magnoliopsida; Malpighiales; Euphorbiaceae
Product: inositol-phosphate phosphatase
Exons: 12
Coding region: 211-1023 (270 amino acids)
Biological process (GO): signal transduction; phosphatidylinositol phosphate biosynthetic process; inositol metabolic process
Molecular function (GO): inositol monophosphate 1-phosphatase activity
Source: RefSeq, a predicted model, not a curated record